AUGGAUCAAGAAUGGACAUAUGAACAAUCAACUGGGAAAUUAUACGACUCAUCAAACAAACAUGUAGCUACAGGAUAUUCAGGAAAUGGAACACAUAUUAACAAAGCAGAUUCUCAAGGUGUCAAAAGCAAAGGUCCACUUCCAAGGGGUACCUACACAAUGAAUGAGCCACGUAAAAGUGAUAAAACAGGGGCAUAUGCAAUGGAUCUUACUCCUUCUCCUGAAAAUAAUAUGGAGGGUCGUGAUAGUUUUCAAAUUCAUGGUGAUAAUUCAAAGGGUGAUAAGUCUGCCUCAGAAGGAUGCAUUAUUCUCUCUCGUGAUAUUAGAGAAAAGAUGUGGACAUCUAAUAUUCACAAGCUUAAAGUAGUAGAUAAAGUUUCACAAGCAAAAUCAGCUGAACAAUAACCUUUCAAGGACCAAAUAGGUCAAAUUAUUACCAACUUUAUUUAAAAUAAAUAUAAAUAAAUAUAAAUAAAUAUAAAUAAAAAAAAAUAAAUAAAGUUAAAUGUUUUUAAAAAAGU
Dictyostelium purpureum is the source of this 521-nucleotide messenger RNA. RefSeq lists its product as uncharacterized. The record is from RefSeq and is a predicted model, not a curated record. The transcript has a single exon. Lineage: Eukaryota; Evosea; Eumycetozoa; Dictyosteliales; Dictyosteliaceae. The coding region runs from base 1 to 405 and encodes 134 amino acids.